Molecule: messenger RNA, 767 nt
Organism: Prorocentrum cordatum
Lineage: Eukaryota; Dinophyceae; Prorocentrales; Prorocentraceae
Source: the annotation of a GenBank genome assembly
AUGCUCGAGAACUUCGGCAACAAGCUCAUCUUUCCCGCGCCGGUGCCGUCGUAUUCCGCCACGUCCUACAAGCGCCACCUCUGCUGGAUACCCUGGAGCAGGGUGAUCUCGCCCAGCAGGGCGGCGGAGCGAGAGGACGGCAUCCCAUGCCUGUGGUUCCCAGCCCCGAAGGCGGCCACGGUCUUGCUGUUUUUCCACGCCAAUGCGGAGGACCUUGGCAUGUGCUUUCAAGUGCUGAAGCACAUGAGGGACCAGUUCAAAGUCAACGUUCUGUCGGUGGAAUACCCCGGGUAUGGCUUACUGCAGGACCUGCCUGCAUCGGAGGAUGGAGUGUACGAGGUGGCCCUGACUGCUCUGCGCUUCAUCGUUGACGAGAUCGGCGUUCGGUAUUCCCAGAUAAUUCUGUUUGGCCGGUCACUGGGUAGUGGCCCUGCUGUUUAUCUGGCAGCUCGGUACCCAGUUGGAGGCCUCGUCUUGGUGUCCCCCUUCUCCUCCAUCAAGGGCGCCGUGCAGAGCAUCGUGGGGCAGGUAUUCGCGUGGUCUAUCACCGAGCGGUUUCCGAACCUCAAGGUCAUUUCGAACGUGUCGUGCCCCGUUCUGUUCAUCCAUGGCGAAAGCGAUUCGCUUAUACCAGCAGAGCAUUCCUUGCGGCUCUUCAAGAGAUGCCGUGCCAGGAAGCUGCUGGUCACGCCUCCGAAGAUGGAGCACAACUCCAACCUAUUCUCGGACGCCUCAUUCCUCGCCGUGCCGGCGAUCCACUUUUUCGG